GUGACGGAAGCAGCUACGAUUGACGUUUGUGAUUUCGCUGCACCCUGAGAAUAUUUCUUCAGAAACAUGUCAAAUUCGGUAAUUUCAGUUAUUUCUCGAUUCUUGGAGGAAUAUAAGACCAAGACAUCGAAUAAAUUGAAAGUGGUGGACGCGUACCUUUUCUACAUCUUGUUAACCGGGGCAUUACAGUUUCUGUACUGCUUGCUGGUUGGCACCUUUCCAUUCAACAGCUUCCUUGCCGGGUUCAUUUCUUGUGUUGGAGCCUUCAUUCUGGGAGUUUGCCUGCGUAUCCAGGUCAAUCCAGAAAAUAAAGGAGACUUCCUUUCCAUCUCCCAGGAGAGGGCCUUUGCAGAUUUCCUACUAGCCCACACAGUCUUGCACCUUGUGGUCAUAAAUUUCAUUGGUUGAAAUUAAUUGGAUUUUUAGAACAGAUGAGCAGGCAUUACCAAAAUUCACCAUUCCCUUCAAAACAACAUUUACAGUCCAAAAAGAUUGUGCCAUCCUAAUUUUACAUCUUUGAAAGUUCUGGAUGUGUUCAAUAAUGAAUGACUAUAAUACAUUCAUCUUCUAAAAAUGUCUGACAGUGAUGUUUCUGAAAUAAUUGUUUUGUACUGUUUGUGGGAUUUGUUUCAGUCCAAUUGAGAUUGUUAAAAUAAAAACAGUGAAAAAUACAGAUUUUUAAAAACAAUUUUUCAUCCAUAUCUUUGUCAGUAUUAGGAAUAGUUUAAUGAGCACUAAACACAGAAGCCAACUGUUAAUUUGCUGUGUUUACAUAGCCAGUGCAAUAAAGAUAUUUUUAAUGACCCUUUUUAAACCAGUGAAGAUGAACUCUGAAAAAGUUUGGAUAUAAAAACAUCUUGUUUGAUUGGUCAAUUUAAUACACCUUUUUUAGUAUUUUUUUGCUGAACUGAUCGGUGUCAAUGUAAAAUUGAUAGAUUAGUGCCUUAUGAAUUUAAAUUGACUGAGCUCCUGAAUACAGAUAUUUUCAAUUGACCUGUUAGAGGCAAACAGGUUUUAAGCAUCAACAUUUUUUAUGAAAAUUGAAAAAUAAUUAGAAAUGUUUUGGACAUUUUUUUAAAUUUUAUAAAUGCUCGUCAUUAUUCAUAUUUAGACAUUUUCUCCAUAUGAUUUAAUGACAAAAUGUAGGGAAUUUACCUUUUUCCAUUAUAGAAUGCUGGAAAUUUAUUUACAAAUGUUGUGACCCGGAAAAACAUUCUGUAGCUUAAAAUGUGUCUAACCAGGUUAAAUAAACAUUUGGUUGCUAAAUGCCUUCAAUCCCCAGUAAAAGUAUUUUAUUUACAGUUCCUGACAAGAUGCUGUUUUUUACAUGUUGUGUCUUUCUUCAGUGUAAUAAAUUGACCAAUC
Esox lucius (northern pike) is the source of this 1365-nucleotide messenger RNA. It is a transcript of the gene dad1, whose product is annotated as defender against cell death 1. Gene Ontology annotation, biological process: protein N-linked glycosylation. The record is from RefSeq and is marked provisional. Lineage: Eukaryota; Metazoa; Chordata; Actinopteri; Esociformes; Esocidae. Gene Ontology annotation, cellular component: oligosaccharyltransferase complex; membrane.